AUGGCGCUAAAUUAUUUACGAAGUUGAAAAUAAUGUGCUCAGAGCAGUCCAACGAAGACUUUUUAGAAAAAGUAGAUCUACCAAAGAAAUCUCUUUAUGGCAGCUCAUGCAAAAAGUGUGGAGCCAAAUCAGAUGUUGUUCUCAAAAUGCUUGAUCCUUUCUGCAAGUCCUGUUUUCUAGCAUACUGCACUCACAAAUUUCGUGCUACACUGGGAAAGUCAAGGCAGAUAAAAUUUGGAGAAAAGAUCCUUGUUGGAUUUUCAGGAAGUGCAGCCUCAGUGGCAUUAGUACAUAUGCUCCAAGAGGGUUUAAAGGAAGAAGCCCACAAGAAGUUCUUGUUCACACCUGGUUUUGUUUAUGUUGAUGAGGGACAAACUGUGGGUCUUACUGUAUCAGAAAGAGAGAAAAACUGUGAAGAAAUUAUUCACAUGAUGAGGAGCUCGGGAUUUCAGUGUUACUUCACAACACUUGAAAUGGCUUUUGGAGGAUACUCAGAAGAUAGAGAUUUACCAGUGUUAAAUGUUGAAGAAGUUAAAUCAAGUUCCUAUCUAAAUAAAGGUGAUUCCUGUGAUUUACAGAAAACUUUAAGUAGUUUAAAAUCACUCACGGUGAAAGAGGAAUUCCUGAAGUACACAAGGCUUCAAAUUUUGACAAAGAUUGCCAAACAACUAAAGUUUGAUAAGCUUUUUCUCGGUGACACAUCUACCAGAUUAGCCAGUGCUGUACUCAGUGGAGUAGCACAGGGUCGAGGGGCUCAGAUAUCAUCAGACAUGAGUUUUAUGGACAACAGGCAUAAACUACCUGUAUUGAGACCCUUGAGAUAUGUUUUUCUUACAGAAUGUUUUCUCCAUGCUGUCCUUGAUAGUAAUAUGGCAGUAAAGGAAACCAGCAUGAAAUCUGAUAAAGUUGAACAGGGCAAGUUUGUUGAAACCACAAAGCAGACAAAUAAUUAUGAAUGGAGAGAGAAGCAUGGUGUGUCUUUAGGAAGUGAUUCAGAUGACUGCAUAUUAGAGCGUCCUUUGGGAGAGCGUAUUAAAUUGAAUAAAAUACACACCAAAAGUAAUCAAGAUGUUACUUCAGAAAAUAUUACUGGAAACAUAUGUCAUAGACAGAGUGAAAUAGAGGGAAAUGAACAAUUUCAAGCAGAUCUGAAAAUCCUAGAAGGAAGGUUGUCUCAGAAAAAAGAUCUGCUGCAUAAGGUAUCUCUGAAAGCCUUACCAGAUGGUGGAGCCAAAAUAAAAAACCAAAUUGACGAGCUUGAAAAACAGAUAUCUGGUUUGAGGUUGGGAGUGGACUCAGCUAGUAAGAACAUGUUUUUCAUUGAUGAUACAAAAAAAGAAAACCAAGCAAGUAUUCAACGCCUAACAGAAAACUUUGUUGUUGCUUUACAAACUGAUUUUCCAGCAACUGUAUCAACGAUUUUCAGAACAGGAAGUAAGCUGCAAUCAGCAGUAAAGAAAGGUUCUUGUGAAGACAUCUGUAUAUUCUGCAAGUCACCUUUGGAUACCCAAAAUCCAAACCCUUCUUCUGCCCUUGAAGCAUUAAAUCUGUCUGAAAAGCUAUCAAAAAAUAAAUCAUCCUUCUCUUCUAACAAACUGGAAGAUGAUUUUAAAACAAAGUGUAAUGUUCCUUGUCCCUGCUCUAAAAAAGAUGAACCUUGUGAAAGAACAAACACAGAAUUAUUAAGUGAUUAUCUGCCUGAAUACUUAUGUUACGGGUGCAGGUUAAUAAUAAAAGACAUGUCUGAUGUUUCUUUAUUGCCUUCACACCUCUUGUAUGAAGCCCAGAAAGCAAAGCACAGAGCAAAAAUGAAGGAAGAUAUUCAAGGUUUCCUCUUGGAAGGAAAUGAUGACAUGUAGCAGAAAUCCAUAUCUCACUUACUUUUAUUUGUUUAAUUUUAAGUGUAUUUAUGUAAAUGAUAAAAAAAUAAACUUUUUAUAACAAUGA
This is a messenger RNA of Limulus polyphemus (Atlantic horseshoe crab), 1947 nucleotides long. RefSeq names its product cytoplasmic tRNA 2-thiolation protein 2-like (gene Ctu2). The record is from RefSeq and is a predicted model, not a curated record. Bases 33 to 1859 code for a protein of 608 amino acids. The transcript is spliced from 17 exons. Gene Ontology annotation, cellular component: cytosol. Gene Ontology annotation, biological process: tRNA wobble position uridine thiolation. Lineage: Eukaryota; Metazoa; Arthropoda; Merostomata; Xiphosura; Limulidae. Gene Ontology annotation, molecular function: sulfurtransferase activity; tRNA binding.